UCGGCGAUUUUCGCUGUUGCUGGCUCUUUGAGGAGCUGCUCGCUCGCAGCCCGAGACGCUGCCUUUUUUUUUUUUUUUUUUUUUCCGGGUUCGGAGCCAUUCCGGAUGCUUUAGGCUGCCGGAUGUCUGAUCUCCGGAUAACCGAGGCGUUUCUGUACAUGGAUUAUCUGGUCACAUUUUUUUUAUUGGGGUGAAAUUAGAGAGAUUUUUCAUUUUGGUGGCUGGAAAGUACACCCAGCUGAAAACCAUCAACCAUUUAGACUCCAUGCUUCAUUUGAAUUGUGAUUCUGGACGCAAGUCAAGGAUGACAACUUGUUUUCGAGCACUUUGCUGCAAGGGACCACCACCUGCGCGCCCUGAAUAUGAUUUGGUUUGCAUAGGUCUCACAGGCUCUGGCAAGACCAGUCUGUUGUCUAAACUCUGCAGCGAGAGUCCCGACAACGUUGUGUCAACCACAGGUUUUAGUAUAAAGGCAGUACCAUUCCAGAAUGCCAUCUUGAAUGUAAAAGAACUUGGAGGAGCUGAUAAUAUCCGAAAAUACUGGAGCCGCUAUUACCAGGGAUCUCAAGGAGUAAUAUUUGUAUUGGACAGCGCCUCUUCAGAGGAUGAUCUAGAGACUGCUAGAAACGAGCUGCACUCAGCGCUGCAGCACCCACAGCUAUGCACUUUGCCCUUUUUGAUAUUGGCCAACCAUCAAGACAAGCCCGCAGCUCGCUCAGUACAAGAGCCUGGGGGAAGAGGGGAUGUAAAUGUGAGUGCAGCGCCCUUGGAGACUUCGGGAACCGAGCCUGCACCCCAGGGGAGAGCAGUGCGCUCUGAGCACUGCGCCGUCUCUCCAGCCCCACAGACACGUUACACCUAAUACAGUACCCACGGCGUCCUCUGUAGGAGUUGACUACAGGAAGCUUCCAGCAGUUAAUCACUUCCGAGUCUUCCUUUUGUGAUUUGACUGUCUAUUUCUCCUUAAAAAGAAAAGCGCAAAUAUCGCUUUCUGAUUCACUAACCAAUGUUUAUCAAUAUGGAAUAUUUAUAGAUAUUCUUUGAAAAUGAUUCCAAGCUUGUACAUACUACAGUGCACGAGAACUUCAUUUUCCUUCCCACUUGUAUCAAAUUUAAAUAACUUUCUUAGAACAUUUUGCUUGUUAAUAGUAUUCACAAAAUAUGAGUUUGAAGAUUGUAAAAUCAAAAGUAUGGGCUUUUCUACACCUGCUCUGUCUCCCAGAUAAUGACAUGAAGACCUAUUAUGUUUAUAGUAAGCUUUAAGCAAUAUAGUUGGACAGAAAAUGAGCUAUUUUAACCUAUCUAUGCUGAUCUGCACUAUUUCCUAGCCACGUGCCCCAUUACUUGCCAUCUUAAAUCUUACCCUGGCUGCUCCUGCUCCAUCCAUGUUUUCCUAACAACUUUUUCAUGGUGACCUCUUUAUGACAACCUUCUUCUGGUGACCUCCUUCUCUCUUUUCUCACCACCUGCACCUUCCUAUUGCAAGUCCUGCCCCAACUCUCCUGCCCUCCUGUGGGCUGUUCAGCUCUUUAUUAACUGACCAGAGAUGAUGGAGAACAAGUUUUACACAAAAGUGAGACAGGAGAUGCUUCAGUAAUAAUGUCAAUGCCCACAUCCAGACUGCAACCAGAUCUCUGGUUGUAGAAAGCAGCAUCUGAAUGCACAGCACACAAAACCAUCCCCCAACAGAAGAUGUUUUAGGUAAAGCCCUUUCCCUUGUCCUUGUAUCAACACAUACUAUGCACCUACUAUUAGUAGAGCAUUUUGGAAUAUCUUAUAGGGUAACGUUCCUUGGCAGAACUAAGGUCUGUGGAAGCAUCAUGAAAUGUUUACCCUUGCUUCAGUUUGGCUGAGAAAAGAAAGGGAAGCACCCAUCUUUCUCUUGAUGACAAAGAGUUUACUCUCAUAAUGUGUUUCCAUAAAGCCUAGUUGAACUACUCUUAGGAAUGUUUUAAGAAUUAAGUCAACACCUUAUUAGCAUAAAAAUAGAGUUGUAAAACUGAAGCUUUCAUGUUGUAUAAACAAUAACUUCAAACUGUUUGGGAACAGCAGGCCAAGGUAAGACAACCAAACAGAGUCCCAUGUUACUUGAAAUACAUUUUAGACCUAUAUUUAGAAAUAUCCUUAGACAUGGUCAUCUUUUUGCUAUUCUGCCUUUCAUUAAGAUACCACAAGCCCUGUGUCUUUUAGCUUUAUGUUUGUGCCUACUAGUCUGUGUAUUUUUGGUGAAGCUUUGAGUGUUAAAAGGUUGAUAUUGUACCCUGCAAAACAUCUGUGACUUUUAAGGGUGAAAUGCUGCUCAAAAAUCAAGGAAGAUAUCUUCAGCUUAGCGGGAAACACUAACCGUGACACAGUUAAGAAAAAGUAGUGAGUCUUAGGUUUGGUGACUUCUCUCUUCCUGAAAAUUAUUACAUUUGAUGUGUUCUGGGAGAAAUGUUACAGGACUUAUCCUGUCACUCGGGUAAAAUUUAAGAACUCACGUGUUUGUAAGAUAACUGUUAACUUAAGAGUGGAUGGGAGCCAGGAAGACCCUGAGGAGCAAGGGGAGUGGUUGCCAGGAUUCACGCUGUGCACGCUGCUGUCUGUGUGGAGCACAGAAUUAAGAAAGGAAGACGAUGGUUACAAUUACUCCAUAACCCGCAAACGGGCAGCGUGCCCAGCGACCUCCUUGCCCCCUGAGAAACAAGUAGUGUCUUGUACGUCACAUAUCUUCCCUUUCUGUAAUAUACCUGGUAGUGAUUUAUUCAGCCUACCAGAAUUUUAAGAUUUUGUGUCUUGAGAAUUGAUAGUAGAAGGAUACAUUGUAUUUUAACAAAACAAAACAAACAGCAUGGGAAAAUACUGGGUAAAAAGAACACCCUAUGUGCUGUUGGAAAGCCAAACAAUUCUUCUAGCACAUGUUUGUUCUAUUCACUUUAGGGAGGUGUGGUUACUGCAGUUUUCCAGGAUAUAUUCAUAUUAUCUGUUUUUCUCUAUGGAAAAUAUAGGAGAAAAAGCUAUACUUAUGCCAAGUGACCCACUUGAUAGAUUAGGAGAAAAUCUGGUCUAAUUUAAAUAGUGAAGCUAUAAAAUGUGAACUCUUAAGAGUAAAUAGUUUAGCUUUUUAUUUGUAUUGGAUUGUAAUUGUAACUAAUUUGUUUUACAACUCCCUUUGGAGAGCGUACUUCAGUUCUGAAGUUACUAAGUAGAUCAGGAGUAUUUUAUGAGAAGUUAAGUUGAUAUAAUACCCAAUAAAUGUAAUCCUAUUUUCCCUCUGCACAGUUGCUAACUGCCAUUCCUUUACUUCCUGGCUUUUUAAAAAUCUUAUUUUCAUUUUAUUGCUUUUACCAGAUCAUAUAAAAUGACACAUUUUGUUAACAUGAAAGAAACAGUCCUUAUUUUUAGCAAUUUUAUUUGAUUGGAUGUUUAUAGGUAUCCUUAAUCCAAAAGUACCUAACUUUUUCAGAAAUGCUACAUUAAAAAUGUGUUAUUGGAAGUUUUUAUUACUGCAAGUCUUAAUUAAAAAUAUGAAAACCAUGGAACAGAUUUUUGAAGCAGAAUUAUAAGGCCCAGUGACUUGAUUAGUUUCAUGCUUCAUUAUUUAUAGCUUGGGAAAAAAAUGCAGAUUCUAAAUUAAAGUGUCAAUAUUGCAGUUGAAAUUUGUGAUUAUAGUGUCUAUUAAUUUUGAUGCAGUGUUCAUGGAGCAUGGUGUUAUAUUUGAAAAUAAUAGAGUAGAAAUGUGAGAAGGGGAUAUUUACAAAUGUUACUAGGUUCUUUGGACCAUGUUUCUUGGAGAUGUAUGCGUUCGGUUUUUCUAAACGAUACAUUUAAUCCUUAGGGGUUUUAAAUAUAGACAGUAGUUGUUUGGAAGAAGAAUGUGUGUGUUUUAUGAUAUGUAUCUGUCAACCUAAAUCAUAUUUCUUCUUUGUAGAUAGUCUUCAUGUUGCAUGCCUUUUUCCUUUCUUUAACAUGUGUCACCAGAUAAUGUGCCUCUAGUUUGCAUUUUUUUAUUUUGUACUGGUAUUGCUCAAUUAUAGGGUAGCUCUCUUUAGUAGUUCUAUGAACGAACUGUAAAGAAGGAUCUUCUCAGAAUUUCCACAAUGACAAGUCUUUUAUUAGAGAAUGCACAAGGCUGUUAAAAUUUCAUAAGGCACUUAGUUUGACCGGAUGUCAGUUUCUCUGUGUGGAGGGAAAUGUGUUUUCAUCGGGAAGUAUACUACACUAAAGAGUUCUUUGUGUAUCUUGACCUGCCUUUUGGCAGCAUUUUAGGAUACGGAUUUGAUUUCACAUAGAGCAGCAUACAUACCUAUGGUGUGAGCAGUUUGGAAACUCCCUUAUGGGACAUAUAUUUAUCCUAAAAUGAUAUAAGAGAUACAGAUAAUUUUGUCCAUUCCUUACAGAUGUACUCCACACUGUAACAAUUAAAUUUUGGGAGGUAAUGACAGGCUUUGGGAGCCCGUUCUCCACUGAAUGACUCAGUUAUUUUUCUUAAAAAUGUUUCUUGACCUACAAGAAAAGCCGAGUUAGCAAUCACUUCAUUAGUUGCAAAAACAUCAUUAUAAAAAGUGCACUUUAAAGAGCAACUUUUAAGCCGAGAGUACUAAAAGAAAACAGUUUCCAUGUAGUCGUUCAAAAGUUUCUAUAUGCAUUCCUUGAGGGAAAAAAAAAUUCCUUGAUGGUGUAUCUACCCAGGUUGCUCUCACCAUUCUUACUUGUUACCUAUGUUUCUUGCAUCUACUAGGUAAUGAGCAUGUCUGUGUCUAUUGCAAACUAAUAAAAUCCUUAUUCAAUAACAAAUCUCUUACUUCAGAGAGGGACAUUUUUACCUAGGAAAUUUUUUCUAAGGGGCAGUAAAGAAACACAUUUCAAAAUAUGAGAGUGCAUGAUUGCAAAAACAUCUCCUCUCCAAUUUCUUCCUUUCUUCAGUGUUGGUAAGUCUUCACCUCAGGUAAAACUGGGAACAUUGGAAACAUGGGAAACAUUGGAUUGCUUGUUGCUCCCCGUGUCCAGGUGUUUCUGUGUCCUCUCCCCUUUGCAGAGCCUCUGCACACACUUGUUUACCCUCAGCUCUCUGUAUUCAUGUUGGAAUUUACCUUCAGCUUUCCCGGUUUGGCCCUGGUUCUCCCUCCAAACCAGAGAGAACCAACUCCUUCCCUGAUUUCUGUGUUGCCCCUGUUAAAAGUAGGACCAUUUUCUAACUUAGCUGAAAUCAGGUGAAACUCUGCAGAUCUUAUAUCCUGUGUGCCUUUCCUUCUUUUCUUCUGCCUAUCUCUCAAUGUUCCCAUUUUCCCAGGAAAGUUACCCCAAGAUUACAUCACAACAGAAAGUCUUCUUCAUGGACACUCUAGGUGGACACUCCUGGUUCCUGCCUGCACAUUGGACUUACCCAGAUCAUAAUAUUAGAAUGACUUGUCCGUUAACUUUACUGCUAACUUCUGAAAUUCACCAGCCCCUUGAAGGACGGGGAUUGUGAAUUGUUUGUGUCUCUGAUCCAUUUUAUUGUUUGAAAGAAUGAACACUUCUGCGUCUUCUCCCACAUGCAUUCCUGCUGGUCCGGGGUGCCUGCUUCAUCCAGAUUGCUGUGCGCUCUCUUUACUUAGUCCAGCGUAUCUCUUUCCAUCUAGAGGGAUACAGAAAGGUUGGUUCUCCUGGCUCCACACCUGCUGCGGGUACCUUAUCUGCAGUGAAUCCUCAGCAAGGAUUAUGCUGGUAUUUUUAGGAUUUUUAGAGCUUUAAGCUGUUAAUUAUUUUAUUUGCAAAUGAUUGGUUUUAUGUCCUUUGACUUGUGUUUGUCAGUUAGCAAGCCUUUUAACAGUGCUCCUUGUUACCAUAUUCUUUCCAAAAUUCUCACAAAAAAGAAGAAAAUCUUCUGUCCAAAUAAUAAUCAUUUAAAAAUAAUUGCCUAUUUUAGCCAUAGUGAGCUUGUUUCAUUCACUAGUUUCUGUUUGUCUUUCUCAUGUGAAGAGUAGUACAUAUGACGUUCUGAGGGAAUACAGUUGAGAUGGUUUUAAAGUAAUGAAUAC
Messenger RNA from Meriones unguiculatus (Mongolian gerbil), 6002 nucleotides. It is a transcript of the gene Arl15, whose product is annotated as ADP ribosylation factor like GTPase 15. Lineage: Eukaryota; Metazoa; Chordata; Mammalia; Rodentia; Muridae. The record is from RefSeq and is a predicted model, not a curated record. The coding region runs from base 266 to 862 and encodes 198 amino acids. The transcript is spliced from 6 exons. Gene Ontology annotation, molecular function: GTP binding; GTPase activity.